GCACCGCCACCUCCUCGCCAACUAGCAAGCCUCGUGCUCUCCGCCGCCGCCGCCUCGAGGCCUCCGCCCGCGGGCCUCCCGAAGCUCCCGGAACCUUCGGAGGGGAGGCCGCGUCCCCCUCCCUCGGGGCAAUGCAGAGCGCGGCGGCCGUCGGGCUCAUCCGGCCAUGCGCCGCGCGGCCUGUCGUCGGUUGCCCUGGCCCGCGCCGCGGCGUCGGCGGACUCCGCCAGCCGCUCCUCCCGCCCCACGGCCUCCGCCUCUCCGCCCGCAUUGGGCUCGUGCCGGCCUCGCCUCUGGAGGAGGAGGAGCAGAGGCUUAGCGGGAGGGCCUGCCGGCACGUGGCGGCGGCGGCGGCGGCCGGGAAGGUAGGUGCUGAAGGGGAGGAGGAUGGAGGGCUCGCGAAGACGCUGCAGCUGGGGGCGCUCUUCGGCCUCUGGUACCUCUUCAACAUCUACUUCAACAUCUACAACAAACAGGUUCUGAAGGUUUUGCCGUACCCAAUAAACAUCACAACAGUGCAGUUUGCAGUUGGAACUUUCAUUGCGUUGUUCAUGUGGAUCACUGGUAUCCUUAAAAGACCAAAGAUUUCUGGUGCACAGCUUUUGGCUAUCCUUCCUUUGGCUGUUGUCCAUACCAUGGGCAAUCUUUUCACAAACAUGAGCCUUGGAAAAGUUGCAGUGUCAUUUACACAUACUAUCAAGGCCAUGGAGCCUUUCUUUUCGGUUCUCCUAUCAGCAAUCUUCCUUGGCGAGUUGCCUACUCCUUGGGUUGUAUUAUCUCUUCUUCCAAUUGUUGGUGGUGUGGCAUUGGCAUCUCUUACUGAGGCUUCUUUUAACUGGGCUGGAUUUUGGAGUGCAAUGGCUUCAAAUGUAACCUUCCAGUCAAGAAACGUUCUGAGCAAGAAGCUUAUGGUGAAGAAAGAGGAAUCUCUGGACAACAUUAAUCUCUUCUCAAUCAUUACAGUCAUGUCAUUCUUUCUCUUGGCCCCAGUAACCUUACUAACAGAAGGUGUCAAAGUCAGCCCUACAGUUUUGCAGUCUGCUGGCUUGAACUUAAAACAGAUAUACACGAGAUCGUUGAUUGCUGCGUUCUGUUUCCAUGCGUACCAACAGGUGUCAUACAUGAUCCUCUCUAGGGUGUCCCCAGUCACCCAUUCAGUGGGCAACUGUGUCAAGCGUGUGGUGGUCAUUGUGACUUCCGUUCUGUUCUUCAGGACCCCUGUUUCUCCUAUCAACUCCCUCGGUACCGGGGUCGCUCUAGCGGGAGUUUUCCUAUACUCACAGUUGAAGAGACUUAAGCCCAAGCCCAAGGCUGCUUGAUCACAUUUUCGGGGGAACUGUAGAAGUUCUGCCACGCCGUCGGAGUGACUAGUGGGUGCCUUAGUUUAGAACGAUAUAUCUAGAGAAAUCCCCUUCGGUUUGCUACCACUUCAUCAGAUCUUUUGUGAUUUAAUCACUCGUUUUUUUUGAACCGUUUAAUCGAUGUAUUAAUAAAAUUUGCUGCGGUGCCACUUUUCUCGUGCUUC
Messenger RNA from Phragmites australis (common reed), 1525 nucleotides. RefSeq names its product phosphoenolpyruvate/phosphate translocator 1, chloroplastic-like. Gene Ontology annotation, molecular function: antiporter activity. The transcript is spliced from 9 exons. Lineage: Eukaryota; Viridiplantae; Streptophyta; Magnoliopsida; Poales; Poaceae. Bases 132 to 1319 code for a protein of 395 amino acids. Gene Ontology annotation, biological process: transmembrane transport. The record is from RefSeq and is a predicted model, not a curated record. Gene Ontology annotation, cellular component: Golgi apparatus; membrane.